AUGCUUUUGGUAAAAGCCAACCAAGGGAAGUGGGCGGUUCAGCUGCUCCGGGUGCUGUGUUUUUGUGUUUGGGCCUUUCCAGCGGCAUUUUCCAGAGGGCCGGCGGUGCAGGCCGCAGUGACAGGGCCGCUCGCUGCCGCGCACCCUGCCUCUUUCUCGGUGCACGGUCUGCUUGCGGCGUCCGCGACCUGCAGGCCCAACAUAGCGCAGGAGGUGUCGGAGUUCCUGAGCCAGAACCCGCAGGUGGCCGCCUGGGUGGAGGCGCUGCGGUGCGACGGCGAGACUGACAAACACUGGCGCCAUCGCCGGGAGUUUUUGGUCCGCAACGCCGGGGACCUGGUUCCCACUGGUGGCGUUGACUCCACUAACACGGAUGAAGCUGCGAACGCCGAGAGUGGGACUCGCAAUCGGCAGAUGCAGCAGCUCAUCUCCUUUUCCAUGGCUUGGGCAAACCACGUCUUCCUCGGGUGCCGGAACCCUCAAAAAGUUAUGGAUAAAAUACUUAGUAUGGCUGAAGGCAUCAAAGUGACAGAUGCUCCAAUCCAUACAACAAGAGACGAACUGGUUGAAGAAGGGAUAGAAGAGCCAUCCAAAAAACGAGUCAUAGAAGGGAAAAACAGUUCUGCGGUUGAGCAAGAUCAUGCAAAAACUUCUGCCAAAACAGAACAUGCAUCAGCUAAGCAGGAAAAGAGUUCAGCAUGUACAGGGUCAUCCACCAAAUCAGAGAGUAGUGGAAACUCAACUCAGAGUCAGAAUAGCUCUACAAGUGAUGGGGAUCAACCUGUUUCCAGCCAAAGCAGCAGCAUCAGCAUUUUCUCUCAGAUAACAGCAGCAGGGUCUGGAAAAGUUUCUGAAUCAGAAGCUUCAGAUAAGCAUGGUUCAGCAUCAUUUGUUUCUUUGUUGAAAUCGAGUGUGAAUAGUCAUGUGACCCAAUCCACUGAUUCCGUACAACCAAGUAGUUCACCUAAAAAGAGUGCUUUGGAAGGUUCCUCAGUCUCAGUUUCUCAAAGCAGUUCAGAGAUUCAGGUGCCCUUGUUGGGCUCCUCAGGAAGCUCAGAAAUAGAGUUGCCACUGUUGUCUUCUAAUCCUAGUUUAGAGACAGCUUCAAGUGGGUUAACUACCAAAACUAGUUCAGAGACAAGUGUUUCAUCAUCAGUUUCUAAAAACAGUUCCUCAUCAGGCACAUCCUUGACAACUUCCAAGAGCAGCUCCUCGACAAAUACAUCACUGCUGUCUUCUAAAAGCACUUCCCAGGUAGCUGCAUCGCUGUUAACUUCUAAGAGCAGUUCCCAGAGCAGUGGAUCUCUGGUUUCCAAAAACACUUCCUUAGCAGGUGUGUCCCAGCUGGCUUCUAAGAGUAGUUCUCAAACUAGCACAUCACAGUUGCCUUCUAAAAGUACUUCACAGUCAAGUGAGAGUUCAGUCAAAUUCUCCUGUUGCAAGUUAACCAGUGAAGAUGUGAAACAGAAGCAGCCUUUUUUUAAUAGACUGUAUAAAAUGGUGGCAUGGAAGUUGGUAGCUGUUGGUGGUUUUAGUCCCACUGUGAAUCAUGGAGAGCUCCUAAAUGCAGCUAUUGAGGCUCUGAAAGCAACACUGGAUGUGUUUUUUGUCCCACUAAAAGAACUGGCAGAUCUGCCUCAAAAUAAGAGCUCUCAAGAAAGUAUUGUUUGUGAAUUGAGGUGUAAGUCUGUGUAUUUGGGUACUGGCUGUGGAAAAAGCAAAGAAAAUGCAAAAGCAGUUGCAUCAAGAGAAGCAUUGAAGUUAUUUCUCAAGAAAAAGGUGAUGGUAAAAAUAUGUAAACAAAAAUACAGGGGUAGUGAAAUAGAAGAUUUAGUACUCCUUGAUGAAGACUCAAGACCUGUAAACUUACCUCCAGCAUUAAAACAUCCUCAAGAAUUACUAUAGUGUGUCCAAAAGAUCACUGCAUAAAAUAUUUAGUAUGUGAAGAGAAAAACUGACUUACUUUUGUAUAAUGUAAAACACAGGCUUUCACAAAUUUUGUAUUGCUUUUUUCCAAUUUUGCAGAAAAUUUACAUUCUAGUUCUCGUCACACAAUAGAAGUUGUAAAUAAUUUGUGAGUGACAGUAGACAUUAAAAGGUAUGCAUAAAACAGCAUACUAGUAUGCUGGUUUAUUUGUUGAGGAAAAUACUGUCUUCUAUUUUUAAUGAUACAUUAGGUACGAUGUGUAGUUCCGUAGCAUCUUAAAACUUUUGUACUACUUUCAAUUUGGUGAAAAUGUAUUAAGUUGUCUACCAUGCCUUUUUUUUUUUAAGCUGAAUAAACCUUCACAUCAAAGAAAAGGGGACCACAUUAUUUGAAUGUCCGAAAGUCUGUGAAAUGUAA
Choloepus didactylus (southern two-toed sloth) is the source of this 2344-nucleotide messenger RNA. Its product is annotated as CDKN2A-interacting protein-like. Gene Ontology annotation, cellular component: nucleolus; nucleoplasm. The record is from RefSeq and is a predicted model, not a curated record. Lineage: Eukaryota; Metazoa; Chordata; Mammalia; Pilosa; Megalonychidae.